This is a messenger RNA of Populus trichocarpa (black cottonwood), 1960 nucleotides long. Its product is annotated as cytochrome P450 705A5. Gene Ontology annotation, cellular component: membrane. Bases 113 to 1651 code for a protein of 512 amino acids. The record is from RefSeq and is a predicted model, not a curated record. Gene Ontology annotation, molecular function: oxidoreductase activity, acting on paired donors, with incorporation or reduction of molecular oxygen, NAD(P)H as one donor, and incorporation of one atom of oxygen; heme binding; iron ion binding. Lineage: Eukaryota; Viridiplantae; Streptophyta; Magnoliopsida; Malpighiales; Salicaceae. The transcript has 3 exons.
CACGCAACGCUUGGGGAAAGGGCAGAGUUGGCUAUAAAUACAUAAGAACUAAAUUAGUUCAAAACACAUACUCCCCAUUUGCUUUUUAGCCAGCUUUCACUAAGCGGACACCAUGACUGCCAUUCAAUAUGUUCUUGCCAUCUUUAUCCUCUUGUUUAUCACAGUCUUCCUUCAAUUCAUCUUCAAGAGGCCCGGCAAGAAACCUGCCGGUUAUUGCCCCCCUCCAAGCCCACCCACACUUCCUUUGAUCGGCCACCUCCAUUUAUUAACCCCAGUUGCAUACAAAGGAUUCCAUGCUCUCAACAAUAAAUAUGGCCCUCUCCUCUAUCUCCGCUUGGCCACUUAUCCUGCUGUUCUUGUCUCAUCCGCUCCACUGGCCACAGAAAUCUUCAAAGCACUAGAUGUCCAUUUUACCUCUAGAAUAAAAUCCCCUUUUGAGGAUAAUUUACUAUUUGGAAGCUCAACAAGCUUUUUCAAUGCCCCGUAUGGGGAUUACUGGAAAUUCAUGAAGAAAAUUUGUACCACAGAAUUGUUGGGGACUAGACAGAUGAAGAAGUUAAAGAAUGUUAGACGCGAAGAAGUUGUGAGGUUUUUGAGUAAAAUGUUGGAGAUGGGUAAAAAAAAUGAGGGUGCAGAUUUGAGUGCUGAGGUAUUAACACUAGCAAACAAUAGUACUUGCAGGAUGAUUAUGAGUGCUAGGUGUUCAGGGGAAGAUAAUCAGGCUGAUAAGUGUAGAGAGCUGGUGAGUGAAUCCUUCGAUCUGGCUGCAAAGCUUGCUGUAUGUAACUUGUUCGGUCCCUUGAAAAGGAUAGGUAUCUGGUUCUUGAGAAAGAAAAUUGCUGACGUGCCUAGAAGGUAUGAUGAAUUGUUUGAAAACGUCAUGGUAGAGCAUGAGGAGAAAGCAAAGAGAGAAGGUCCUCACUUGGAGAAUAAAGACCUGAUGGAUAUUCUUUUGGAGGUGUAUCAUGAUAAAAAUGCUGAAAUGAGGAUAACCAGGAAGCAAAUGAAGACUUUCUUUCUGGAUCUCUUCACCGGAGGUACCAGUACUACAGCAGAUGCCAUACUAUGGAUUUUAGGGGAGCUUGUCAACCAUCCUGCAGCGUUCAAGAAGCUGAGAGAGGAGAUAGAUUCAGUUGUUGGGACAGAGAGACUUGUGGACGAAGCAGAUAUCCCAAACCUGCCUUAUUUCCAAGCGUGCGUGAAGGAAGCAAUGAGACUACAUCCACCAGUGCCUUUAUUCGAUAGAGUAUGCCGUGAAGACUGCAAACUUGCAGGAUAUGAUAUACCCAAAGGAAUCACAAUGAUAAUGAACGCAUACUCUAUCAUGAGGGAUCCAAAGAUAUGGGACAACCCAAAUGAUUUCAUUCCAGAGAGGUUCUUGAAAGAAGAAGAAAACACUAAGGGCCAAAACCUACAGGUUUACGUCCCUUUUGGCGGGGGAAGGAGAAUGUGCCCUGGGACCAACAUGUCCUCAAGUUUGAUCAAUGGUAGUGUUACAGCUAUGGUUCAAUGUUUUGAUUGGAAGGUUGUUGGUGGAGAUGGCCCAGAUGGAUCAAAAGUUAACAUGGACACUAAAGCUGGUGUGACUAUGAGCUUGGAUAAACCAUUCUUGUCCAACCCUGUUCUCCACCGCAACCUGUUUUCUGCUUAAAUCCUCAGAGAAGAAUCACUCAAUUUAUGCAUUUUUUCUUCCUAGCUAUAUUGGUUUUUUGCUUAAUUCUAAGGAUCCACUCUCCAUACAAAUCACCACCCUUGUCUAUGCCAAGCAGUGGUUCUGGUAUUUUUUUUUUUUUCUAGGUUUUCAAUUAAGUUGUUUGCACAGGAAGCAAAUUCGAGACCUGUCCUCUUUCCCUUGCUUUAUAAGAUCAUGUUUAGAUCUUUUACAGAGUCUAUACUUUUGUUAAAUAAUGUAAAUACUUCAAAUAUAACGAGAGAAUAAUAGUAUUGACAUGUUGAUCCA